AGGAAACCGGGGCGAGUUGGAACCAGCCCGGCACAGGCACGAGCGAGACCUGCCGUGCGCCCCACCGCCCCCGCCUGCACCCCAGCGCCGGCUGGAGGCAGAGGUGCUGGGGCGGCCAUGGAGGCGGCGGUGCCGGCGGAGGAGGCAUUGGUGCUGGUGGAGUACGGCUUCGAGUACCGAGCCAAGGACGGGACCUUGGUCUCCAUCAAGCCUAACGAGCGCUAUGUCCUGCUGAAACGAACCAACCACCACUGGUGGCACGUCAAGAAGAGCGGGGACACCCGGCCCUUCUACAUCCCUGCCCAGUAUGUGAAGGAGCUGCCCCCCAUCGCCACCCCGGCCCCGCUCGACCCCCCGCUGCCAGGGCACGCCGGGACAGAUCCAGCCACGCUCGCCCCGCAGUUGCCACCAGCCUACGAGUAUCGGUUCAUCGGCGCUGCUGAGGCGGAGGAGCCGGCCAGAGGAUGCUCCGUGCCCAGGAGGGACUCGGUGCCCAGGAGGGACUCGGUGCCCUGGAGGGACUCUGUGCCCUGGAGGGACUCGGUGCCCAGGAGGGACUCGGUGCCCAGGAGGGACUCACCGCCAGUGCUCAGCUCUUUUCGGGUCCCACCGAGGCUGAGUCCCCACCCCGCCGAGCCCAUGCGCCCCUCGCACUCCCUAGAUGACCUGGCACGCGUGACCCCGGUGCCACAUGGUGCUGCUGCCAUGGGGUCGUGCAGGGACCCCCCAGGACACACUCGCCCACUCGGCAAGAGCUGCUCCGAGACCCUCUACAGCCCCGGCAAGGACAGGGACACAGCCAGGAGGUGGCCGGGGUCCAGCCAUGCAGCUCAGGCACGCAAAGAGCCAGAGGAGUCGCCUGCCCCCAUCUACCUCAAUAUCCAGGAGCUGCAGGAAGAAGCUGCAGCCACCAGCUCAGCCCCGGAGGAGUCCAGCAGCUCUGUGUCGGAUUGGGAAACCCACACAGAUACGGACAGUGGACAUUUGUUUUAUUAUAACCCAGUGACGGGCGAGACCACGUGGGAUUGUCCCUUUGGGCAGGCAGAAGAUGGAGUGAGUCCCGUCGCCUCUCCCGCCUCCUCACUCACCCACAGCCCGGAGCUUCCCGAGUGGGAACAGUACAUGGACGAAGCCAGCGGACAGGUUUUUUUCUAUAAUUCAGUAACAGGUGAGACGUCGUGGGAACCCCCACCCACAGGAGAUCGAGGCAGCUCCCACGAUCUGUACCCUGGGGUGAUGCGGUACGGUCCCAUGGAGCAGAGGCCGCCCACUCCGGAAGCAGACUAUCCCGACCUGUCUCCAGAUGAGCUGGAGGGUUAUCCCGAGGAGGACUACUCGCCCAUGGGCUCCUAUGAUCCGGGGGCCGCUCCCUCUCUGUCCCCGAGGCACUCCGAGGAGCUGGGCUCACCCCCAGGCUGGUAUGGGGACAACCACCCUGAGGGAGCCGUGUUCUGCCCCGAGCACUUCGCCUCUGACACGGUGCCAUCGGGCAGCCGCCACAACCGGGCCAGCAGCAGCUCCAGCCAGGACAGCGGACUUUUUGCCUGGCACGGUGCUGCGCCACUGGCACUGGGGCUCAAGGAGGAGAAGUUUAAAAGCCUCGAAAAAGCUGGGGUGCUCAACCGGACCAAGACGGUGGACAGAGGGAAGCGGCUCCGGAAGAACUGGAGCUCCUCCUGGACGGUGCUGGAAGGGGGGAUCCUCACCUUCUUCAAGGACUCCAAGCAUUCGGCUGCCAGUGCCUUGCGGCAGCCCAGCACCCUGACCACCCCCGAGCACACGGUGGAGCUGCGCGGGGCCACCCUCACCUGGGCUGGCAAGGACAAGUCCAGCAAGAAGCAUGUCCUGGAGCUAAAGACACGGGAGGGCUCAGAGUUCCUCAUGCAGCACGACUCAGAGCAGAUCAUCACUGCCUGGCAGAAGGCGAUCACCGACAGCAUCAGCAGGCUGGGCACCGACCUCCCCGGCGAAGAGGAUGCCGAGAGCGGGGCUGAAUUCGGCUCCCGGGAGAAGCUGGGGGGCGGCGAGGAGAAGAGGGCAGGUGCCCUGUCCUCGCCAGUGGCCGGGCAGGCAGCGGGCAGUGCCAGCGGUGAGAACGACUCCAGCAAAGUCCGGAACAAACUCCGCAAGUUCCUGCAGAGGCGGCCGACGUUGCAGUCCCUGCGCGAGAGGGGCUACAUCAAGGAUCCAGUUUUCGGCUGCUCCCUGCAAGCGCUGUGCGAGCGGGAGCGGGGGACAGUGCCCCGCUUCGUCCUGCAGUGCAUCCAGACCGUGGAGAGGAGAGGUCUGGACAUUGACGGGCUGUACCGGGUCAGCGGCAACCUGGCCACCAUCCAGAAACUGCGCUACAAAGUGGAGCACGACGAGCACCUGGACCUGGAUGACGGGCGCUGGGAGGACAUCCACGUUGUCACCGGAGCGCUGAAGCUCUUCUUCAGGGAGCUGCUGGAGCCGCUCGUCCCCUUCAGCCACUUCGACAAGUUCAUCGCUGCCAUCAAGAUGCAGGACCCGACCAGGCGGGGCCGGUGCAUCCGUGACCUGGUGUUCUCCCUCCCGCCUGCCCACCACGACACCAUGAAGGUCCUCUUCCGCCACCUCUGCAGGGUUAUCGAGUACAAGGAGGAGAACCGCAUGUCAGUGCAGAGCAUCGCCAUCGUCUUCGGCCCCACGCUGCUGCGGCCAGCGAACGAGGAGGGGAACAUGGCCAUGCACAUGGUCUUCCAGAACCAGGUGGUGGAGCACCUCCUCAACCAGUACAGCUACAUCUUCCCUGACGGCUAGACCCCCCUGGGGACAUGCAUGGGCACAAGCCCAGCCGUGGGGACAUGAAGGAGCAGCAUCUCAGGGGAAGGACUCAGCCGUGUGUCACCUCGGACUGUGGGUGGUGGCAGUCGUGGGCUCGAUGAAGGGCAGCGCAGCAGCCCGGCUCGCUCGGGAUGCGGCUCAAAGGAUGGGUGCCGGAGCUGGGGGCACCCCAAGCACCCCAUCCUCCUCAGGCACCCCCUCCCGCUGGGGCCAGAUCUGCGGAGGUUGAGCCCCAGGGGGUGCGUGGGGUUUGGGGCGAUCCCCAUCAGUCAGAGGGAAUGAUGGAGCCCAGCGGUCCCCAGCUCGCUGGUGGCAGAGGCCCGGCAUCCCCGGGUAGGAGGAUGGAGGUGCCCGGCCAGGCAGUGCCCGCGGGGACGGUGCCACCGGUGGGGCGGGCAGGGAGGAGCCAGGCUGUGCCAUGGCUGGAGCUGGCGUCCGGCACGAGCCCACCGCCGUAUUCCCAAAUAAAGAGCCCGGACAGC
This is a messenger RNA of Phalacrocorax carbo (great cormorant), 3287 nucleotides long. The record is from RefSeq and is a predicted model, not a curated record. Lineage: Eukaryota; Metazoa; Chordata; Aves; Suliformes; Phalacrocoracidae.